Messenger RNA from Pediculus humanus corporis (human body louse), 966 nucleotides. RefSeq names its product 26S proteasome non-ATPase regulatory subunit, putative. The record is from RefSeq and is a predicted model, not a curated record. Gene Ontology annotation, molecular function: metallopeptidase activity; protein binding. The transcript has 4 exons. Gene Ontology annotation, cellular component: proteasome regulatory particle; proteasome complex. Gene Ontology annotation, biological process: proteasome-mediated ubiquitin-dependent protein catabolic process. Lineage: Eukaryota; Metazoa; Arthropoda; Insecta; Psocodea; Pediculidae. The coding region runs from base 1 to 966 and encodes 321 amino acids.
AUGCCUACCAACGAAGUCGUGACAACCAAGGUUGUCGUUCAUCCUUUGGUUUUACUCAGUGUUGUAGAUCAUUUUAAUAGGAUGGGUAAAAUAGGUAACCAAAAAAGAGUAGUAGGAGUUCUUUUAGGCUGUUGGAGAGGAAAAGGAGUUUUAGAUGUGUCAAAUAGUUUUGCAGUUCCAUUUGAUGAAGAUGAAAAGGAUAAAGAUGUUUGGUUUCUCGAUCAUGACUACCUUGAAAAUAUGUACAGUAUGUUUAAAAAAGUCAAUUCAAGGGAAAAAAUAGUUGGUUGGUAUCACACUGGCCCGAAAUUAUAUAAAAAUGAUGUUGCAAUCAAUGAAUUGGUUCGAAGAUAUUGUUCAAAUUCAGUUCUUGUUAUAAUUGAUGCCAAACCCAAAGAUCUUGGGCUUCCCACAGAGGCCUACAGAGCUGUCGAGGAAGUUCAUGAUGAUGGUUCUCCAACUUCGAAAACAUUUGAACAUAUUCCUAGCGAAAUUGGUGCCGAGGAAGCAGAAGAAGUCGGAGUUGAACAUUUACUCAGGGACAUAAAAGACACGUCCGUAGGAACAUUAUCUCAAAAAAUAACCAAUCAACUUUUGGGUUUGAAAGGUUUACAACGUCAGGUUCAAGAAAUAAAAAAUUAUCUAGAGCAAAUAGUUCAAGAUAAAUUGCCCAUAAAUCAUCAAAUCGUUUAUCAAUUACAAGAUGUAUUCAAUCUCCUUCCCGACAUGUCUCAGAAAACAAUGUCGGAUUCGUUAUAUGUGAAAACAAACGAUCAAAUGCUCGUUGUUUAUCUUGCUGCUCUUUGUAGAUCCAUCGUUGCUCUCCAUAAUUUAAUUAACAAUAAGCUUACAAAUAGGGAUGCUGAAAAAAAAGAAGCAAAUAAAGAUAUUAUUAAAGAAAAGGAUAAAAAAGAAGAUAAACCGAAAGAAGAAGUAACGGCGGGAAAAGAAGAUAAAAAGAAAUAA